AUGUCAACUGAAGACACCGUCACGCAUCAGCCAUCUCUGCACUGUGCCACUAGCACGACAGCUGAGGAGCCGGUGGAGAAGACCUCUAUUGAGAAGCAGUCCCGAACUGCUCCCACUGGAUGGCGCGUGCCCAGCGGCAACGUCUUGUUGGCCUUUACUGUUGGGAUUGCUGCCGCGGCGCUCUUCUACAUCGUCCCGCAGUCGUCCCCAUCCAACUUUGCAUCCUCUUCCAAAAGUCAUCCCCGAGGCCUCACGAUGGACAACACAUCCGUGCCACUUCCACCAAAGUACCAAAGCGAUAUCGUGGCCAUGACACCGCGCACGCUGUUGUUUCCCGACGCAUCCUGCGACCCACCGUCAGUUGCAUAUCCAAGUGGCCACAACUACGGCACGGAUUCGUUCGUGUCGAUCGAGUAUGCUUUGGAUCAAGACCUUCGCCUUUCAGGCCACGUCCUUCUCCUCUUGAACGGCGACAACCAUGGCCUGCUCUUCGAGUGGUUCCCCUCGGACGGGGGUUCAUCUUGCCUGUUUGAAUUGGCCGAAGCGGCCGCGUCGAUGCUGGGGGCGGACUCGGCGCUCUUUCCCAAUGGAUUGCGUCUGUACAACCUCGACGGACACCCCAUCGCCAGCGCCGCGGACUUGGAUCAAGGCGGUCGCGUGGCGUACAUUCUGACCGAUUUUCAGCUGUGGGUGUGGCCAGGCAUCGCAGUGGGAUACUCGCGGGUCGUGGACAGCAGCGUGACUCUCACGACGUUGUCGUUGUCACCGCUUGUGUUUGACGUGGAGCACUUUUUUCAAUCCAACGAAGCCGACGUGAUCAUUGCCGACGGCGGGAGGCACCUGGAACGGUCGCCGGUGGUCGGCGCCGAGGACGGCAGCGACUACGACGAUGACCGGACGAGUUUUACGGGAUUUCUGAACGAUUCGGCGCUCACGCGGGACUUCCAGCGUCGGACGGCACGUCUGGCGCGGCUGCCGAGUCCGUCGUUUGUCGAGCGGCUGCAACUGGUGCGGUAUGAGCAAGGGCAGUGGUUCCGCCGCCACGAAGAUUACUAUGACUCGAAGGACUUUGCUAACCGAAAACGCACCGCCGCUGCCUUGUAUGCCGACUGGCUCGAGUUUUUGCGGCGCCAAGGCGGGGACGAUCAAGAGGACGGGGAGGAGAACGGGCUAGCUAAAGUACCUCCCGUGACGGAGCUGGCGGCUUGGGAACUGACGCUCUUGGCGGCGUUCUUGGAGGAUGCGGCGGCGACCGAUUUGUUUGCACGCAUGGGAGCCACCGACUGGAAAGAGUACCUUUAUGCUGCUGCGAAUGAGAACAACCACAAAGCAGUGCAAGAGUUUAUCCAAGAAAAAGGGAUGGUUGGACUCCACCUCGUGAUUCAAUCGUACGAACGACGGCACCCCCAUGGCGAGCCAUACAAUGUACCCCCACAAGGAGUGAGUGGUGUGACCCAAUUCCAUCGAUGGCUGCGAUGGGCCAAAGAACGGGUGGCAGUGCUCGGACCGACUACUGUCUCGCCGGCGUUUCAACCGUCUGGAGAACACUAUCCCAAGUUUACCCGCGACUUUCAAACUAAAUUGUUAAAAUGGAUGAUCGCUGCAUAUUCGCGACAUGACUUGUUGGUUGCCUUGAACGAAUCAGAAGACUGGGUGGACUGGCUUUUGGAAAACGAGAACGCCAACGAAACGCUCUUGCACGUGCUCGCGGAGUUCCCAGACCUGUUUCCCCUCAUUGCCAAAGUAUUUGCCACGCAUGCCGGGCCAGCUUUUGACUACGACACCCCUCAACAACUCAAGUACCAAGAAGCGAACCGGUUUGUCACGCUGUUUCUGUACUUGAACGACGUGGACGAAGGUGGGGAGACAGUAUUUCCGUACUCGCCAGAGCGUCUCGUCACCAACAUCGACCGAGGUGCCAUGUCUGAGUGCUCAGAAGGGCUGGCCGUUCCCCCCACGCGCCUCCACGCCGCCCUCUUUUACGCGCAGACUGGGGCCAAUGACCUCGACCCCAAGAGUCUCCACGGUGGAUGUCCCCCCGCCAAAGGCGUCAAGUGUAAGCAGCCAUUCCAACAUCCAAUCGAUAUUAUAUGA
Messenger RNA from Aphanomyces astaci, 2094 nucleotides. RefSeq lists its product as hypothetical. Gene Ontology annotation, molecular function: procollagen-proline 4-dioxygenase activity. The transcript is spliced from 4 exons. NCBI's taxonomy places the organism in Eukaryota, Oomycota, Saprolegniomycetes, Saprolegniales, Verrucalvaceae. Gene Ontology annotation, biological process: peptidyl-proline hydroxylation to 4-hydroxy-L-proline. The coding region runs from base 1 to 2094 and encodes 697 amino acids. The record is from RefSeq and is a predicted model, not a curated record. Gene Ontology annotation, cellular component: endoplasmic reticulum.